Exophiala bonariae is the source of this 1044-nucleotide messenger RNA. RefSeq lists its product as uncharacterized. Lineage: Eukaryota; Fungi; Ascomycota; Eurotiomycetes; Chaetothyriales; Herpotrichiellaceae. The record is from RefSeq and is a predicted model, not a curated record. The coding region runs from base 1 to 1044 and encodes 347 amino acids. The transcript has a single exon.
AUGAGUUUCUUGGGCGAACUCGUCGACUCAAUUGGCAGUGGGAAGGCUCCAACACCUCCCAAACCACUCGUUCGACCCAUCAAUGCUAAUUCUCAACGUCUGACACAAAACGCCGGCAAGCCAGGUGCUCGCACGGGCUUUCAAGCUACGCCUUCACCACUGAACGGUACAAAACGAAAGGCGGAUGAAGACUCUCUGAAAGUGGUGGAAAAGCACAUCAAACCGAAUCCGGCUCCUGGUUUAUCAAGCACGGUCAACAGACGAGUGGCUGCACCACCGCUCAAUGCCCCUAAGCCCUCGCUCGACAAGCUUGCCACGACCGCCCUCAAACCGAGACUUGAUACUACCGCCAAUACUUCUAAGUCUGGCUCAACCCCUCCUGUGACACCAACAACUUCCAGUACACCGACAACUUCCAGUGCGAAACCGCCAGCGAAGGGGUCAUAUGCAGACAUUAUGGCACGAGCUAAACAGGCACAGGAGGCCAAGUCUCAAAUUCAAGUUGGAAUGAUAAAGCAUCAAUCUACAAAUCGUGAAAAGAUUUCAAAACUUGCUGAACGGAAGAAGCAAGAAGAAGAGAAAAUUAAGGCAGCUAAGGAGAAACAUAAUGGUCGAUUGGCGAAAACUGGCAAACUCGACAAAGCACGCAGUGUUAGCCCUGCCAAGAAAUCAGACCUGCCACGGACUGCCAAAGUUGCUCGACCACCUCUUCAUGCGCCAGCCACAGCAUACCGAGGCACAAUGGGCACUUCUGCGGCGAAACCUCGACUACCACCAUCCCGUAAGAAAGGCAGAUACGAUGAGUAUCUGGGCACUGAUGAGGAGGAAGACUCAGAGGUCGAUGACGAAGAUGAGGGAGAUUAUGACUCUGACGCGUCCUCUAACAUGGAAGCGGGGGCCUUCGACAUUGAUGAAGAGGAACGCAGAGCCACGAAAGCAGCGAGAGAUGACGACGCCAGGGAGCUCGCUGAAGAGCAGAGACUUAAGCGCGAGAAGGAAGAACGACGCAAGCGUUUAGCCAAUCUUGCAGGCAGACGCAAAUAG